UGGGUGCUUGUUUCUCAUGCGAGAUCUGGCAACACUGGCAGGAACCAUAACUGCAGAAACGUCUUUCUCCUUGCAACGUUUUCAGGUUACAGGCGUGUGUACAUGUAAAACGAGGACCGAAAGAUGCCUUUACCCGUACAAGUUUUCAACUUUCAAGGAUCUGUCGAACCUAUGCAGAUUGAUGCAGACCCACAGGAAGACCAGCAGAAUGCUCCGGACACAAACUAUAUUGUGGAGAACCCAACACUGGACCUGGAGCAGUAUGCAACCAGCUACAGUGGACUGAUGCGCAUAGAGAGGCUUCAGUUCAUUGCUGAGCACUGCCCUCAGCUCCGAGUGGAAGCCUUAAAAAUGGCCCUUACUUUUGUCCAGAGGACCUUCAAUGUUGACACUUACGAAGAAAUCCAUCGCAAACUAACGGAGGCCAUAAGGGAACAAGGUGUGCCCGAUACAGUGCCUGAAGGUGGCAUAAUUCCUCCUCCCCUGGACUCAGCAUGGGCCGAGUCCACCAGAAAGAAGGCUUUGCUAAAGCUGGAGAAACUCGACACAGAUCUUAAGAACUACAAGGGCAACUCUAUUAAAGAAAGCAUCAGGAGAGGCCAUGAUGACUUGGGUGACCAUUACCUCGACUGUGGUGACCUCAGCAACGCCCUCAAAUGUUAUUCUCGAGCCAGAGAUUAUUGCACGAGCGCCAAGCAUGUCAUUAACAUGUGUCUGAAUGUCAUCAAGGUUAGCGUUUACCUCCAAAACUGGUCCCACGUCCUUAGCUAUGUCAACAAAGCCGAAUCCACACCAGAGAUUGCAGAGCAAAGAGGCGAACGAGACAGUCAGAAUCAAGCAGUUCUCACUAAAUUGCGCUGCGCUGCAGGGCUCGCAGAGUUGGCCUCCCGAAAAUACAAACCAGCUGCCAAGUGCUUCCUUCAGGCGUCGUUCGACCACUGUGACUGUCCCGAGCUUCUCUCAUCCAACAAUGUUGCUGUGUAUGGGGGCCUGUGCGCUUUGGCCACAUUUGAUCGACAGGAGCUCCAGCGUAAUGUCAUCUCAAGCAGCUCCUUCAAGUUAUUUCUAGAGUUGGAACCCCAGAUUCGUGACAUCAUCUUCAAAUUCUACGAGUCCAAGUAUGCGUCCUGUCUGAAGUUGCUUGAUGAAAUGAAGGACAACCUACUGCUCGACAUGUUCCUGGCCCCGCAUGUGAGGACACUUUACUGCCAGAUCAGAAACAGAGCCCUAAUUCAGUACUUUAGUCCCUAUGUCUCGGCAGACAUGACUAAAAUGGCUCAAGCCUUCAAUACCACCGUAGCGGCUCUGGAAGACGAACUAACCCAGCUCAUACUCGAGGGACUUAUCAAUGCACGGAUCGAUUCUCACAGUAAGAUCCUCUAUGCCGAGGUGGUGGAUCAAAGAAGCACCACAUUUGAGAAGUCACUUCACAUGGGAAAGGAGUUCCAAAGACGAGCCAAAGCCAUGAUUCUGCGAGCCGCUGUGCUGCGCAACCAGAUCCAUGUCAAAUCUCCACCAAGAGAGGGAAGCCAG
Molecule: messenger RNA, 1533 nt
Organism: Cynoglossus semilaevis (tongue sole)
Lineage: Eukaryota; Metazoa; Chordata; Actinopteri; Pleuronectiformes; Cynoglossidae
Gene: gps1
Product: G protein pathway suppressor 1
Exons: 14
Cellular component (GO): COP9 signalosome
Source: RefSeq, a predicted model, not a curated record